Molecule: messenger RNA, 657 nt
Organism: Olea europaea var. sylvestris
Lineage: Eukaryota; Viridiplantae; Streptophyta; Magnoliopsida; Lamiales; Oleaceae
Exons: 1
Coding region: 1-657 (218 amino acids)
Source: RefSeq, a predicted model, not a curated record
AUGGCUUCCGACGACAACACCGCUUCGGGUACACCUCCUUCAAUCACCAUACCUGAGAAUGGUCCAUCAUCAUCCAUGGCGAUGACACUUGCCAAGCCAUUCCCGGAUGUCUCAAAAAUCGAGGUCUUCGCAGACGAGAAUUUCAAGAGAUGGCAAGAACGUUUGUACUCUUUGCUCGACAUACAUGGAGUGGCAUUUGCGCUCAAAGACCCAAAACCUUCAUCAAACUCUGAAGCUCACAUUCAAGAUGCUUGGGUCCAUGCCAAAAAGGUUUGUCGAUACACCAUCUUACAAACUUUGUCUAAUGAACUAUUUGAUGUAUAUUGUAGCUAUAAGGAAGCUAAAACCAUCUGGGAGGCAUUAGUCAAGAAGUUCAAUGUACAGGAUACAACAAAACAAAAGUUUGUUGUACUCAAAUUCUACCGAUGGGAGAUGAUAGACAAUAAGGAUAUCAAGGAUCAAAUCACUGAAUACCAGAAGUUACUAGAAGAGUUGAAAGCCGAGGAGAUUGAGCUACCAAAAAAGUUUGUAGCUGGGAUUUUGAUUGAAAAGCUGCCAAAGUUGUGGAAUGACUAUAAAAACAAUUUGAAACACAAGCAUAAGCUUCUUUCGAUGGAUGAGCUAAUCACACACAUCCUUAUUGAGGACACCAAUUGA